Molecule: messenger RNA, 1448 nt
Organism: Mollisia scopiformis
Lineage: Eukaryota; Fungi; Ascomycota; Leotiomycetes; Helotiales; Mollisiaceae
Product: nucleotide-diphospho-sugar transferase
Exons: 4
Coding region: 245-1192 (315 amino acids)
Molecular function (GO): glycosyltransferase activity
Source: RefSeq, a predicted model, not a curated record
GGGUUUGUCGUUUGGUGCCAAACAAAUACUCUGUGACAGCUGGCGAUCAUUUGAGGAUAUCGACGCGUAUCGUGGCAUUUGACGCCUUGGCAGAGUGAAGAGAGGGUUAUUUAUACAAGAUGUGCUGCUGAUUUAAGUUGGCAUAUCUGGAUUCUUUUGCUCUUCGAUUCAUAUCUGUUCUGUUCUAAGCUGAGGGUCUUGAUUGCAUAUUCCGAGGAAGGAGAAAGACACUACAAUCGCAAAGAUGGCAGAAGCAAAGAGGAGAGUCACGGAGUCCAAGAAGGUCUGGACAACAUUGAUAACCAACACCGCUUACCUCUCCGGCCUCCUAACCCUCGACUACUCUCUCAAGAAACACGGCUCCAAAUACCCUCUCGUAGCCCUCUACACCGACACCUUCCCCGCAGAAGGCCACGCCGCUCUCGAAGCCCGCGGCAUUCCCAAGCAGAGAAUCGAAUACCUGCUUCCUACAAAAGGAAAGGAUUAUUCCGCUGAUCCACGAUUCUACGAUUGUUGGAGCAAGCUCGCACCAUUUAGCUUGGUGGAGUAUGAUAGAGUGGUGCAGUUGGACAGUGAUAUGUUGGUCAGGAGGAAUAUGGACGAGCUGAUGGAGAUGGAGCUUGAUGGACCAGAAUUGGAGGGCAAGGGAAUGAAGGUCUUUGCUGCGGGACAUGCCUGCGUUUGCAAUCCACUGAAGAAGAAGCACUACCCUACUGAUUGGAUCCCUUCCAACUGCGCCUUCACAUCCCAACACACCACCCCCGACAUCGCCCAAACCACUGGUCCCGACCCAGCCGUCGGCCCCCUCGGCUUCAUGAACGGCGGUCUCCAAGUCGUGAACCCCUGUACCGCCGUCUACAACCAGAUCGUCUCAUACAUGGAGUCCGACGCCGCCAACAUGGAUUUCGCCGACCAGUCUCUGUUAUCUGACCUCUACAAAGGCCGUUGGGUCCCGUUGCCUUAUGUGUAUAAUGCACUCAAGACUUUGAGGUGGGAGGGAGUGCAUAGUGAGAUCUGGAGAGAUGAGGAGGUGAAGAAUGUGCAUUACAUUUUGGCGCCGAAGCCGUGGGAUGAGAUGGAUGCGGAGGGGAAGAAUAUCAGUAAGGAUUUCACGCAUCAGUGGUGGGUAGAUGUGAAUAAUGAGAGAUUGGCGGUGGAGAAGGAGAAAGGUGUAUCGAAGGAUGGGUUUUAAGUGGAGGGGAUUGUGGAGAUGACAUGCAUUUUGAGUUUGAGUAGAAAAAAGAGGUAGAGCGUGGCGUAGAGGUAGAUUUGAGCUGAAUGCUGACGAUUUUUGACACGACGUUGGUGAAGAAACUUGGAAAAGUGGGUUUGAGGGUAUCAUUAUUUUGUUUCUCACAUAUCAGGAGCUCAUCGCUAUGCUACCAGAUCUACUCGUCCAAAAAUCAGCCGCUUUACGGACGCCAGCAAUGCAAAUGGUACACAUUUUC